This is a messenger RNA of Vitrella brassicaformis, 2126 nucleotides long. The record is from the annotation of a GenBank genome assembly. NCBI's taxonomy places the organism in Eukaryota, Vitrellaceae.
GUGAAGCAAUGAGUGAAUCAAUGAAGCAGAGCAGAACUCACCAGCUCGUCAUUGGUGAGGAACGAUGCGUUGGUCAGCCUGCACCGGUCGUUGCUGUAGUCGAUGGCGCGUGCUGCCCUCCCCCCUAUCAGCGCUGCCGAUGCAGCCGCCAACGCCCCACGCCACAGUCUUCUUCUCCGACGGCCCCUCUCGGCCCAGGAACUCCGAGUACUCGUCGCUACCUGAUCAACACACACACACACACACACACACAAACAGACAGACUGACAGAUCGACAAGAGCCAGGGGUCUGUGCAGUGUUGUGUUGCGUACCUCCGUUGCCCUCUUGUCCGUCGUUGGGAUCCAUAUCAUCGUCAUCGUCAUCGCCGCCACCAACGUCUCCAUCUGCACCAUCCAUCCACGUGUGUGUGUGUGUGUGUGUGUUGCUCUCUCCCCACCGUCAUCGUCGCCAUAGUCGUCACCCUCACUCUCAUCAACCCCGUCCUCAUCUACACCACACAGACAGAGAGGGAAGGCACAUCCAUCCAUCCAUCCAUGUGUGUGUCCCUCCCUCUAUCCCUCCCUCUGUCUUCCGUACCAUCGUCGUCACUGUCGUCGCCCCCCUGCUGCUGGGGCUGUGGCUGUGGCUGCUGCGGCGGCUGUUGUCCGUCGAACACGUGAGGCCCCACAGCCUCCAGCACCACACGAGCCAGGGCGGUCGUCUGGGGGAAGCGGUCCUUGAAGGCACCACCCUCACCAGACACAGGCGCCUCGGUCGUCCACACACUCACCUCCACUGCAGACACACAAGGAAGAGAAUGUUAGUGGCACGUGACCAGCAGAGCUGCCUGUCUGUCUGUCAGCUUGACCGAUGUUUGCGUAGUCGCCGAGGUGAAUCCAUGCGACGAAGUUGUGGGUGCUCUUGGUGAGCACCAGGUAUCGCAGAGGACGACCGUGCUGGCGGCUGAACGUGGUGCUGCAUCCCGCCACCGGUGUGUGUGGCGACUGGCUGAGGAGGGCAUCCAGACGGCCGCCGCCAACAUACCUGAACCAACCACACCAGACGCGCACACAAUCAGACACGCACCCCUCUCAAACACAGUGCCAUCGGUGGGUUUACCUGUCGAGGAGUCUCCAUGUGCGAUAGGUCUUGUGAGUGUGGUCGAAGUGGUCGAGGAUCAAACGCUUGGCGCACGACGACACCGACGCAUCGGUGAAUCGCCCCCCACUCCGCCAUAUGCCGCAGCGCUCCCAGUAGUGGAUGUGGCUACGCACUGGCGGGUCGUCCUGUAGUCGGUGUUGCCGGUACGGGUGGUCGGGGAAGAGGGGCGGGUCGACCUCCAGGUCGAAGUCGGGCUCGUCAUUGAUGGCCCGCACCUCGUGGCCAUGGCGGAACAGCUCCAGCCGGCUGCUGUCAGCGAAGUCCACAUGACGCCCCACCACCAUCAGCUGCGUUACCACACGGGGAAGCGACAUAUACGCCUACACACACGACAAUACACACAGAUGAGCAAAUGAGGCCCUUUCUUGCCCUUCCUCCCUCCCGCCCUGUGAGUCCCACCGUCUUGUCGGCGUGUUUGUUGAUGUCGGCAGCAGUGAGGUUGACGGGCAGCGUGCAGCGUCCACAGUGGCUGGCCCACCGCAGCACCUCAGCCACCUCCUCCCACCUCUGCUGCUCCACCAUCCACAUGGCCGCCAGCAGCAGCCGCGCCUCGGUCACCGACUGCGGGUCGAAGGCCAGCACGGUGUCCAGCGGGGUCCCAUCGGCGAGCCGAAUGCGAUGGAGUGACCAAUUGAGUCGGCUGCGGAGCGUCUGGGAGUGGUCAUUGCCGACGUAGAGCGCUGCAGUCCUGAGGCGGCCGAUGUCCUUGGCCUCGUCGUAGAGCUGAUAUCUGUCGUCGCGGUGAAUGAAGUCAAGGCACUGGCCGUGGACGGACGGCGAGGCCUCGUCGCUGGUCUUCCGCGAGACGUUGCCCAUCGCCCUCACUGAAAGGCUACUCAAGUGUCUGCAUGAUCACACAGACACAACAAGAUGCUGUUUGCCAUGUGAUGGUUCGAGGAUGGAUUUGGUGUGGAAGGCACCUGACCUACCUAUGUAUCGUGAUGAGACGGAUCCGUCUUCAUGCUCAUGAUCCCCUUCUCGCCAG